UGCAGGCUGUUAAAGCACACACUGAAUACCAGUUAGGAUAUCCACAGCAUGUUGUUCUUCAUUAGUGUUUAAAAGAGUUUAUUUCGGUUUCAGUGAGCAGUUACUGUAGCCUUUUAUGACUGGUUUAAAGUGUUGGCUAGACGGGAGGUGAAAACAUGACUGCCAAUGAAGAUCAGGAGUGCAGAUGGAGUUGGAGGCUCUUCGGUCAAUCUAUGAAGGAGAUGAAUGCUUUAAGGAGCUGAGCCCAGUGUCCUUUCAGUUCAGGAUAGGAGACCUUGAUAAUUCCAAAUCAUUUCUGCUAGAAGUUUCAUGGCCAGAGACCUAUCCUGAAUCUGCACCCCACAUAUCAUUAGAUGCCUUUUUCAACAAGAAACUAUGCCUGGAGACAAAGCAGUACAUUAUCUUAAAGCUGGGUGAACAGGUAGAGGCCAACCUGGGCACGGCCAUGAUGUACACGCUCUUUGAGUGGGCCAAAGAGAACCAGGAAACACUCAUGGAAAACCACCAACCUGUGACAUCUUCAGUGGCGCUGGUAUCCAACAGUGAUAUCAUGAAUAAUUCCAACUCUGUCAGUAAGAAGAAAGAGAAGAAAGAACAACUAACCAAAGCACAGAAGCGGAAACUGAUUGGAAGAACAGAUAAUAAGGGAGAACUACCAAGAGGAUGGAACUGGGUAGAUGUUGUUAAGGUAAGGUAAAAUUGUAAGAUUUAAUGCAAAUGUCAAUUGACAUUUGUAAAUAAGAGUGCACAGUCUUAUAAGUUUCUGAUAAAGUAAAACAUUUUGUUAGAUAUUGUCUGUUGGUAACUCUGCUAUACCUUGUUUCUUUUUUACAUGGGGAUCGUGUCCAUAUGUUGCAAUAUUUCUGCCCAUCAAACAGCAUCUGAGCAAGACGGGAGGAAAAGAAGAAGAUUAGAGAGAUGCCUGUGAAGGAAAGAUGGAUUGAAGUAGUGCUGGAUGAAUGUAUGGAUGAAAUGUGUCUCUGUGCACUUAUUUUUAAUGGAAGCUAAAAUGAAUUCUCUCUAGUCAUAAUUUAAAUGCAUCUGAAGCUGCUGCUCUUUCUGUGCCACAGAGUCAAUGUUAUACUGAAUGCAAAGAACAGAGCUCAGCAGUCACAAAUACAUGUGUGCUCUGAGCCACCAGUGGUGGGAGUUACAUUAGCUGAGCGACAUGAAAAUCAUGAGACAUGAGAUUAUGCAGAAGCUGAUGAGAAAACUAACACAAAAGUGAGUGGAAAGCGGUAAAAAAAAAAUAGUUUUGCAGCUAAUAGAACAGUUGGGUGUUAUUUAAUAAAAAUAACAUCAGUGUGAUGUUUCAUAAAGUGACAUUUUCUAAAAAAGAAAAAGGCCCAUAAGUGCGUAUUGGUAGUGUAAAGCGGUGUAUCUGAUUUUAAAUGUGCACUCAGCAAUAUUUUUGUACAUGUAAACAAAAAAUUAUUUUGUACAAUAUUUUUGCACAUGUAAACAAAUAUUUGCUGAGUGCACCUUUAAGUUUUACCUUGGCUGCAAGCAAAAUGCGUUCACUUUUUCACAUCACACGCUAAAUAAAUUUAAUGGGGAGAUGUGUGCUUUUUUUGAGAAAUAAAGCGUUUCAAAGUAGAGUCCUUUGUGGAUAAAACAGUGCCACUGUUAUUUUUGUCAACUUUGUGUGUGAGAGCAUAGCAAAUGUGUCAAGAUAGAUAGACAUUGCUCUGUAAAGAGUACUGUUGUCUCAGGUUUUUUUAUAUAAAAUAAAAGACCUUUUAAUAUUUAACCUUUAUUUAACCAGAAAAGCUCUCUGAGAUUAAAAAUCUCUUUCACAGGAGUGUCCUGGCCAAAAUGUGCAGCAGUACAAUCAGUUCCAUCACAGAUAAACAUCACACAGACAGAUUAAAAAACAUUUAAGAGCAAUUGCAUAAUGUUAGAUCAGCUUCUAUUCGCCGGAUAACUGUUUUAAAACGGUCUAGAGUCAGCAGAUUUUCUAAUUUUAAUUUAGAUUGGAGGAGAUUCCAAUCAAACGGCGCUGCGUACAUAAAAGACUUCUUACCUAACUCAGUUCGAGUAAAAGGAACAGAAAGAGUAUAGAAGUUUUGAACGAAGAGAAUAAUUCUUGAUAAUUUUCUGCUGCAUAAAACAACAGAGAUAAGAAGGCAACAACCCCAAGAUAGCUUUGUAAAUAAUUAAGUACCAGUGCAUUUUUCUUCUGGUAGACAGAGAAGGCUAACCUACUCUAUGGUACAAGGUGCAAUGAUGGGUUGAAGAUUUACAAUUUGAUAUGAACCUUAGGGCACCAUGAUAAACGGCAUCUAAGGAAGAAAGAAGAUAAGAAGGUGCAAACUGAUAUACAACAUCACCAUAAUCAAGGACAGGGAGAAAAGUAGCAGAGACUAAUUUAUUUUUUACAUUAAAAGAGAAGCAAAACUUGUUCCUGUAAUAAAACCCAAGCUUAAUUUUCAGUUUAUUCUUCAGUUGAGUGAUAUGAGAACUAAAAGAUAAGGCAUCAUCAACUAUGAUGCCUAGAUAUUUAUACUCUUUUACUAAUCCAAUCACUGUACCUUGAAAUGUGUGAAGAGAUACUGAAUUAUUUUCAGGUUUUUUUGAUUUGGAAAAUAACAUAUACUUGGUUUUAUCGGUAUUCAGAACAAGUUUUAAACUGUGAAGCCUUAACUGAAUAAUAUUAAAGGCUGACUGAAGCUUAGACAAGGCUUGCUGUCCGGAGGAAGCGCUGCUGUACACGACAGAAUCAUCGGCAUAAAAUUGAAAGUUCGCAUCCUGAAUGUCAUAAUCAAGGCUGUUUAUAUAAAUGGUGAAUAAAAGGGGCCCCAGCACCGAUCCUUGGGGAACACCUUUUGAAAUCUCUAGUGAAUCAGAUUGUUUACCUUCGGCUUGAACACACUGGGUUCUUCCACUCAGAAAAUUUUUAAACCAAGGAAUAGCGUGACUUGAUAAACCAACAACCUUUAAUCUGUGCAGCAAGAUACCGUGAUCCACUGUAUCGAAAGCCUUAGAUAAAUCGAUGAAAAGCGAGGCACAAGAUUCACCAUUAUCCAUUGACCCUACAAUAUCAUUUAAAACUUUCAAAAUAGCCGUUGUAGUAUUUUGUUUUUUACGAAACCCAGAUUGAUUGAUAGACAACACCCCAUUUGCAUUCAAAUAGCAUGUCAACUGUUCACCAAUUAGGCUUUCUAGUAUCUUAGAUAAAACGCAGAGCUUUGAGAUAGGUCUGUAAUUAUUCAUUAUAGUGGGAUCCCCCCCUUUUAAUAAAGGAACAACAAGUGCUGAUUUCCAAAUUUCUGGAAUAACACCAGUGUUAUAACAUAUAACAUUUUUAACA
This is a messenger RNA of Xyrauchen texanus (razorback sucker), 3310 nucleotides long. RefSeq names its product RWD domain-containing protein 4-like. Lineage: Eukaryota; Metazoa; Chordata; Actinopteri; Cypriniformes; Catostomidae. The transcript has 7 exons. The record is from RefSeq and is a predicted model, not a curated record. The coding region runs from base 185 to 697 and encodes 170 amino acids. Gene Ontology annotation, molecular function: protein binding.